AGACGUUUGGUUCUUAGCCAAUAAAAUUCAAGGAAGCCGAGCGAAUAUAGGAAGACUCGCAACAUUUAUUCAGUCCGGCAGUCUAAUGAAAGCUAAUACUUUUGAUCAACCUCACUGUUAUUUUUACGGUGAUAAAACUUCUGUCAGUCCCGUUUUUUGUCUCCGGUUGUGGCGUGCUCCUUGUUGACGUUAAUGACGGUUGCUGACAGUGUUUCCUUAGCGCUCAUCAUGCCUGUACGAGCAGAGUGCCACUGUCUAGCCGGCGCGGCCUGUCCAUCCUCGGCCUGUCUUGUUCCUCCUGCGCCUAUCAACACCCAACAACCCGGGGUGGCCACCUCUCUGCUCUACAGCGGCGCGCAGUAUAAGGGUUAUCAGAGGAGCAAAGGGAACUCGUAUGAUGUCGAAGUUGUUCUGCAGCAUGUGACGAUGGACGACUCAUAUUUGUGUGGAUACCUGAAGAUCAAAGGCCUGACUGAGGAGUUUCCCACUCUCACAACGUUCUUUGUUGGUGAAAUAAUCAGUCGCAGGCGGCCUUUUUUGACCCGGAAGUGGGAUGCAGACGAGGAUGUGGACAGAAAGCACUGGGGGAAGUUUCAGGCUUUUUACAAGCAUGGCAAAACCUUUAACUCGGACAACUUUGACUACAAGGCGUUGGAAAACAGUGAUUACAUCUUCAUGAGGUGGAAGGAGCAGUUUCUUGUUCCAGACCACACGAUCAAAGACAUCAGCGGCGCCUCCUUCGCUGGCUUCUACUACAUCUGUUUCCAGAAGUCCACAGCCACCAUUGAGGGCUACUAUUACCACAGGAGCUCAGAGUGGUACCAAUCACUAAGUCUGAAUCAUGUUCAGGAGCAUAGUAUGCCUAUUUAUGAAUUUCGGUGAUAUGAAAAAACUCUUCGUCAAGAUACGAUUAGUACCGCCCUGGAGUUUACUGGAACAUGACGCCACAACACCGAUGGACACCCAGUUUUCCUCUCUUGGAGGAAGCUAACAAGUGGCCAGGUGCUCAUUUCCUGAUUUGCAAAUAGGAAAGCACAAAUUGAAGACGAGCUGGACGAAAGAUCGAUGAGGCAAGAACAGUCCAGACUGAGCUGCUGACGAGAAAAAAAAAACACGAUUUGUUUCUUGUUUGGCUUUUUUAUUAUUGUUAUUAUUCUUUGCCAUCAAGUGUUUUUUGCGCUACGUGUUAUUGAACAUCACAGUAGAUCACAAUAGAUUCUUGAUUAUGGAGACACGUUGCACUUUUAGUGAAGGAUUGUGAAGGAAAAGGCUAAUUAUGUUCAACAAAGAAAAUCUUAUAUUUAAUAGAAGAUAUGUUUAAUAACACAUAGUGAUUUAUUGGUAGUUUAUGGCUAAAGGAUUCUGUUAUAACAAAGAGGGUUUAUUUUAUGCAAGAUGAUGAAUAAUUUUGAUAAGAGAAUGUUUAGUUGAAGUGAACCAGCUGAACGGGUACCAGCUGGAUCAGAACGGGUCGGCGAUAAUCAUGGUUUCCUCCCAUGGUUUUCUAUGCAAGCCAAAGAACUUGAGUGGAAAGAUUUUCUCUUGCCUCUUAAAUGUUUAAUUUAUUAUAAUUCAGACUGCUGCUUUAUGUAUGCGACAAGGCAUUAAUGAUUUGUCAAAUAAGAUGUUUCUGAAAUCCCAGACCCAAAAAUAGAGUUUUCGAGGUUUUGGGGGAAGGACAAGAAAACAUUUGGUGACUUGUCCUUUGAGAAUUUUAGAGGUUUUUUUUUUUUUUU
Gambusia affinis (western mosquitofish) is the source of this 1736-nucleotide messenger RNA. RefSeq names its product GID complex subunit 4 homolog (gene gid4). The record is from RefSeq and is a predicted model, not a curated record. Gene Ontology annotation, biological process: protein targeting to vacuole; proteasome-mediated ubiquitin-dependent protein catabolic process; protein catabolic process in the vacuole. Lineage: Eukaryota; Metazoa; Chordata; Actinopteri; Cyprinodontiformes; Poeciliidae. The coding region runs from base 193 to 882 and encodes 229 amino acids. Gene Ontology annotation, cellular component: GID complex; extrinsic component of membrane. The transcript has 6 exons.